This is a messenger RNA of Macrosiphum euphorbiae (potato aphid), 249 nucleotides long. The record is from the annotation of a GenBank genome assembly. Lineage: Eukaryota; Metazoa; Arthropoda; Insecta; Hemiptera; Aphididae.
AUGAGAUUUUCGUACGGGUUUUUAAUCAUCAUGCUGAUUAUCAAUCUCAGCGUUCAGGUUUCCGGAAACCCAUUCCAAUGGCAACUUACUUGUCAACAUAUUUGUUAUUGGCUCUGCGGUGGCGAUAACGUCUGUACUUGUGAACGAUAUAAAUCACUGAAUAAUCUGUGGUUUCCUCAUUGCAGGUUCGGGCCUGGUGCAAUAGUGUUGCACGAGUUUCUUUCUUCUCCUAAUGAAAUUAUCGAAUAA